Molecule: messenger RNA, 1644 nt
Organism: Camellia sinensis
Lineage: Eukaryota; Viridiplantae; Streptophyta; Magnoliopsida; Ericales; Theaceae
Product: F-box/kelch-repeat protein At5g26960
Molecular function (GO): protein binding
Source: RefSeq, a predicted model, not a curated record
UGAAAUAAAUAAAUAGUAGUUUAGAGAGAGGGGGAGUGCUCUUCAUAUCUAGCAAAAGCUUCCCCACACCACAAUCCCCACUCACACUUUGUUUAAUUCCAGAAACCAAAAAAUAAAAAAAAAAGAAGAUUUUAAUUCAUCCAAUUAAUGUCAGAGAGCUGUAACUCUCGCCAUUUCUCAUGGCUCAUGAAAUCCUGCUACCCAAAUCCACACCACCACCACGACCCCCAUCGCCACCGUACCACCACCACCAGCACCAGCACCACCACCACCUUCCUCCACCGCCACUGCGAAACCACUAUCUCCUCCCUCCCAGACGACCUCCUCCUCGAAUGCCUCUCUAGAGUCCCCCAUUCCACCCUCCGCUCCAUCUCCUUCGUCUGCCGCCGCUGGUCCCACCUCCUCGACUCCUCCGACUUCUACCUCCUCCGCCGUCGCCGCCUCCUUCUCCGCCCCACCGUCUUCGCCGUCGCUGUCUCCGACUCCUCUCUCCACACCGCCAGUCACCGAAUCGGCCUCGAUUCCUCCUGGAAAACCUCCUCUUUCCUCCCCCAAGACGACCUCGCUCCCCCUUCUCCUGGACUCUUCUCCGGUUUGUCCUCCCACGCGCGCCUCUCCGCCAUUGCGCACAAAAUCUACAUCAUCGGCCGCACUUCGAUGAUCCGAUGCGACACCUGGACCGGCACCGUCUCCACCAAAUCGGCAAUGAUUUUCCCUAGGAAGAAAUUCGCCGCCGCCGUCGUUGCCGGAAAAAUUUACAUCGCCGGCGGCUCCGCCAGGACCUCGGCGGUGGAGGAAUACGAUCCGGAUCUCGAUACGUGGCGCGUGGUGGCUAACGCGCCGAGGAGGCGGUACGGUUGCAUAGGCACGUCUGUGGAUGGCAUCUUUUAUGUGAUUGGAGGGCUGAAGAUUGGGUCAUCGGGAGACGAGUUCUCACGCGCUGCCGGGACGGAGGCGGCGCACGUGUACGCCAGCUCGAUGGAUUUGUAUGACGUGGAGGCGGGAGGGUGGCUGAGGAGCCGGGCGGUGCCGGGCGGAGGGUGCGUGGUGGCGGCGUGUGCGGCGGAGGGACACGUGUACGUGCUGGCAAGCCAUGCAGUGGAGCUGUCGUUUUGGAGAUUCGACGCGCGUAGAAAGAGUUGCGGCGGCGCAUGGUGUAGAAUGAAGAGUCCGCCGUUGCCGGCGCAAGUUAGAUUGGAUAGUACAGUGAGAUUUAGUUGUGUUGGGGUUGAGGAUAAGGUGGUGAUGGUACAAGUAAUGGGUUGUAUUGAUGAUUUGUUGAGGAGAGGAGGGAGGAGUAGGAGGGGAAUGAAAGAAGCGUUAGUGUUGGUGUACGAUAGCGCCUCCGAGGAGUGGCGGAGAGGGGCGGAUCUGCCGGAAGUGAUUCGACGCGCCGCCUGUGUUUGUGUUGAGUGCUAACUUGCGCGUAUUAUUAUGUAGGGUGGGGUGCGUAGUAGUACAAUACAAUGUGCCAAUUGCACUUUCUUUGUCUUAUUUUUUUUACUCACUUUUUUAUUUUUUUUCAAAUGCUAGUAGUAGAGGAGGCUUGGUUUGAACGCAUACUUUGCUUUGUUUGCUGCUUUACUUCACAUGAGCCGAGGACAUUAUUUUUUAAAUCAAAUUCAAGUGAUUUUAAAUUGUGUA